UUGCCAUCUCGCUGUCUGUCGCGAUUUACAGAGGAGUAAUUAUGUAUCCUAUUGGAAGGGAAGAUACUCCCCUUGCUUGUGCCCAAUUCCCUGCCCUGUUCUUCAUCCGAAUCGAUCUCGUUUUGCUUGUGUCUACAGAGCUACAUGCGGCGCCUAUUUCUUGUGGCGCUUCAGAGCACUCUCCAGUGAUUCGUCAUUGGCGCAGCGUACCGGUCUUCUUUGCACCGUCGCAGCUAAUUUCCGAAUGUGUAGAGAUCUUGCCUCCGAUAUGGACACAGUAUUAUGGAUCGGAAAGGAUCCUGCCUUUGUGUUAACCAGUCCAACACAGGCACCCUCAUUGUCCACGAUUUUCGCUCUGUCGGCCCUCCCCCCUUCAGCCGACAGCGCUCAGCUGUCUUCAACGCACUACUUUUACCUUGAUACCAUCUGUUCGACGAACACUUGGAGCCGAAACCGAAUCGGUGUGGCCGCCCGCGGCCGCUCUAGUUCUUUCCUUCAAGUUCUUCCAGGUCGUCAGUGAUUGACAUGCGAACGGCUGUCUCCCUUCUGUAUAGAGAACAAAAGGUGUGACGCCGUGUCGACGUUGCUGCGUCGUGGACUGCAUAGGGAACAAGACGAGAACGGAGACGAAUAAGUACAGUGACUGGGGUGCCCACUGAGGUCAAUCCAACAGCCUACGCGUACAGUAUGGCUAUCUUAUCAGCGGACGAGAAGCGAGUCUUGGCCCUCAAAGCGCGUGAUCUACGCGCUGGAAACCGCAAAUUCACGCUCUCUACAUACCGAGAAGACAAGAAGGUCUAUCACACCAUCCAUCUUUCCGAGGACGCGAAUGGGAAAAGGCCUUGCUACAGCGCGGCGACCUAUUGGGGAGAGUCGCUAUUUGGCGUGCAUCUCCUGCGUUCGUAUCGCCACCAGCGACGAGAGACGCGGAUCCGGAUCCACACACUCGGAGGCAGAGAGCAGACGGGCUGGUUUGAGGUCGAUCAGCAAAACUCAAGUCAAGAGACGGGAGAAAUUUGGGUCUGGGCCACAAUAUCGCUCCGUGACAUACCGGAGCGAAGCCCAUCGGAGCCCCGAUUCGUGCAAGAGGCUUCUGUCUCAAUCAGGUUACACGUGCUCAAGCCUGGUGAAGAAGGUUUUGUUUUCACCUUUCAUCGAAUAAAGCGUGGAACACACGGCGGUAGAACUAUGCAUUUGCUACUGGGUGGACUUUUCCGUCGUUUCACUCGAAAAUAUCCCACAGGGAACGGAAGAGAGACCUGGAUUUGCUCGAAAGACGUCGAGAACGACGUGCAGCUGGAUCCCAGGGGGCAGCUAACAUGUGGAGGCCUGCUUGCGGCUCUGAUGUGUCUAGUGAAGCCAAACGAUCCAAACAUGGAAGAAACGAUUCUUUUGAGGGAGUUCAUCGAGGACGAUUGGUGGAAACCUGGGCCCGAUGGGCGCGUCAUCGAUGAGAAUUGCGGCCGGGGAACUUCUGAACCCUUCCGUUAAGUAGACAUAUCACGUAAUAUUGAUGUCUGGUACUUUAAGCAUUAGAGAGUCAACAAAUGUACCUCA
Molecule: messenger RNA, 1557 nt
Organism: Mycena citricolor
Lineage: Eukaryota; Fungi; Basidiomycota; Agaricomycetes; Agaricales; Mycenaceae
Source: the annotation of a GenBank genome assembly